Corticium candelabrum is the source of this 562-nucleotide messenger RNA. Its product is annotated as M-phase phosphoprotein 6-like. The transcript is spliced from 4 exons. Gene Ontology annotation, biological process: maturation of 5.8S rRNA. NCBI's taxonomy places the organism in Eukaryota, Metazoa, Porifera, Homoscleromorpha, Homosclerophorida, Plakinidae. The record is from RefSeq and is a predicted model, not a curated record. Bases 17 to 562 code for a protein of 181 amino acids.
GGAUAAAGUAGGCAAAAUGGUUGAUCACGAGGAAGAAGACAAAGUUGUAGUUAGGAAUCUCUCCAAGAACGUUCUUGGCUUAAAGUUCAUGAAGAGGAAAGCGGCUGCAGAUGCACAGAAAUCGAUGGACGAAAGCAAACAGCGAGAGGUGGACGCAGAACACUGGGUUUUAGAUCACGACACGUUUAUAGAACGGACAAACAUCGUCGAGUGUGAUGUGAGCAUUCUUAUCUGUGAAAAUCUCUCUCGUUGUGGUAGACGCUCGUUUCGCAAUUUCAACCCUCAUAUAGAGAAACUCUAUAAAGAGAUGAAGGCUGAACGUGACCAAGAGACAUAUAAUGAAGGUGGUGAUGAUCAAGACACAAAUGACGUAGCUACCAAUUCUCUAGCAAUAACAGAUGAAGAAAUGGCUGAGAGAUAUGGAACAUUAGUUCAGAGUAUGAACAAAAAGUUUAAUAGAAAACGAAAAUCUCAUCCAUUAGAUCAACACGACCAAGGAGUAUCAACAGUCGACCAUAGAAGUAAAGCAAACAAGAGGAAAUUUCUAAAACCAGACAGUUAA